AUUCAAGGUAUGAAAAAUGCUGUUCCCAAGAAUGAUAAAAAAAGGAGAAAACAGCUGGCUGAUGAUGUUGCCAAACUGGAGGCAGAACUGGAGCAGAAACAUAAGGAAGAACUAGAGCAGUUGAAAGAGAAUUUACCUGAGAAGAAUAAGAUAGAUUCUGUGGCGGAUGGUGUUGCAAGUUUGGAGCUUGAUGGAUCAGAACAGCAGAUUCAGCAACCUCGAAUAUCAAAAGCACAGAAGAGGAGGGAGAAGAAGGCUGCUUUGGAGAAGAAAAGAGAAGAAAGGAUAGCUGAAGCUGAGAUAGAAAACUUGACAGGAGCCAGGCAUCUUGAAAGUCAAAAACUUGCUCACACAUUGGCAGCAAGGCAGUUAGCAAUUAAGCAGAUUCCAUCAGAUGGCCACUGCAUGUACCGAGCUAUUGAAGAUCAACUCAAGGAUUGCCAAAACUCCUGGACUGUUGCAACCCUGAGAAAUCAAACUGCAAAGUAUAUGCAAAAUCAUGUUGAUGAUUUCCUGCCAUUUCUAACGAACCCCAAUACAGGAGAUGUGUAUAGUCAAGAGGAGUUUGCAAAGUACUGUGAUGACAUAGCAAACACAGCUGCAUGGGGCGGUCAGCUGGAACUGCGGGCUUUAUCACACAUUCUGCAAAUGCCAAUUGAGGUAAUGCAGGUGGAUUCUCCUCCCAUUAUUGUUGGUGAAGAAUAUUCAGGCAAACCAAUAAUACUUGUGUAUAUGAGACAUGCCUAUGGAUUAGGAGAACAUUAUAAUUCUGUAAAACUGCUAACGGACACUGCUAUAGAAAAUGGUAGCUAACAUACAGAGGUCACAAGUCUACAGGGGUAGUGAUUGUAUAUUGCAACUUUGGGCUCUGGAUAGUUCCCAAACAGAUUGGAAUAUGAUACUACCUGGAAUGAUUUUUUUUUUUUUUUUUUAAGAAAGGCACGCAAUUAUUAGAUACCUAUGAGAAAUAGCUAUUUAUAAAGAGUACCUCGAUAUAUUGAUGAAAUUAUGUUUUAGAAAAUCUUAUUUAAAGUUUUGGCAUUCAUCAGAAUAACUUGGAUAUUAUAUGCUUGGUUUACACAGCACUUCCUGCCACAGUGAAAAGAUCAAUAGUACAUGUGGAUAGCCUGCUUAUUCUUACUUCUGUGCAUUUCUUCUGAAGAUUCACAAGCUCACAUUAAAUAAUUUUAAGUACUUUUUGAUAAUCAUGGAGAUUGUAUCAAGGCAUGUAAAAUACUUUAACAUUAGUAUUCUAGAGCAUGAAGUGAUGCUAGAGAUACUAUUUCAAUAGUCCCAUCCAGACUGAACUGAAACAUUAUAAUGGUGAGGACCCUCCUAAUACCUUUAUUCAAGUAAGAAAUGAAAACGAAUCCAGUAGUACGAAAAAUCUUAGGUUCAUCUGAUUCAAAGGAUCACAAACCAAAUGUUUACUUUAACAGGCUUUCAUCUUAGUCUUGUAAUCAAGGUUUAAGAAUUUUACUUUUUCUUCUGCAGCUGGCUGAUUCCUUAAAUAUUUUAUAUUCGUUUCCAUAAAUAAUCUUAUAGGAGGAGAACUGCUAUUCAUGGCUAUAGAAGACAGCAAUUGGGUGAAAAUUAGCAAUUGCACUGCCACCUUUUUAUCCAUUUUGCAGUCUGAAAUGCAGUAUUUUAAAUCGUAUGCAGCCAGUUGCAUGCUAGAGGAAAAAUAAUUAGGUUAACAUUUGAUACAUUAUAAUGUUAAAGAAACCAAAAAAGGAAAACUUGCUUCUCUCAUUUUUGUUCCUGUUGUUUGCCAUGCUUAAGUUUUGUUUAAUGAAAUAACUUUGUGCUCUUGCUGGAAAAUAUGUGGAUGAGGACUUUCAGGAAUGCUGUUUUUAAGGCAUUUUUAACACACACAGAAUAUUUGAUUUUGUGUUUCGUAGCAUACAGGUUGCCUGGUAAAUCAAGCGUUAACCAAACAAAAAGUAUAGCGGGUCUGUAUUCAUUUGAUAUUUAUUUUAACAAGUGGAUGAACCCAGUUCCUUUUGUCUUGGUCACAGGACUCAACCUUCUGCUUUGCAAAGCUAAAUGACAUUGAGCUUUACCACAGUAGGUCAACAAUAUAUAGUUUUAAAAUUGAUGUCAGAGGCAAUUCAUAUUGUUUGCUGUAGGUAGCUGGUGAAAAAUCUUCAGUUAAUCAGCUUUUAUUCCUGCUUCAAUCUAAAAGGGAGGUGUGGGUGGAAAUGAUAUCUAAAUUUGGAAAUGGCUGUACCAACCGUUUGUCCAAUUUAAGAUGUUUACAGCUUGUAUAGAGCAAAAUGUUUAAUUAAAGUGAGCAAAGGGCAUUUGCUCAUAUUGUAUGGAACUUGCCAAAACUAAUAAAUUGGUAGAAACUUUC
Molecule: messenger RNA, 2356 nt
Organism: Alligator sinensis (Chinese alligator)
Lineage: Eukaryota; Metazoa; Chordata; Crocodylia; Alligatoridae
Gene: OTUD6B
Product: OTU domain containing 6B
Exons: 6
Coding region: 10-813 (267 amino acids)
Biological process (GO): protein deubiquitination
Molecular function (GO): cysteine-type deubiquitinase activity
Source: RefSeq, a predicted model, not a curated record